Molecule: messenger RNA, 1866 nt
Organism: Helicoverpa zea (corn earworm)
Lineage: Eukaryota; Metazoa; Arthropoda; Insecta; Lepidoptera; Noctuidae
Product: ecdysone oxidase-like
Exons: 4
Coding region: 1-1860 (619 amino acids)
Molecular function (GO): ecdysone oxidase activity; flavin adenine dinucleotide binding
Source: RefSeq, a predicted model, not a curated record
AUGUCAUCGAGUUUCACCGCAGAAGCAUGCCUGACACCAACUUUGGGAGCAGUCCCUCAAACAUUUUUGGCAGCUCUGCAGUAUUUUGCUGCAGCUCAGUGCGUAUUGACACGUCCCUUACUGCCAGAGGCUGAUGUAAAUGACGGCGAUACUUUUGACUUCAUCAUAGUAGGAGCCGGUUCAUCAGGGAGUGUUGUCGCUAAUCGGCUUAGCGAAAUUGAAGAUGCAAAGAUUUUACUCAUUGAAGCUGGACCUGAUGCUCCUUUGGAAGCAGAUGUACCUGGUACCGAAGGCGCUUUAAUAAACACGAUAUAUGAUUGGCAAUAUUUAACAGUUAACAACGGAAGAACUGAUCAAGGUCUCAUAAAUGGAUCCGUAGGUUGGCAUAGAGGCAAAAUGUUCGGUGGCUGCAGUAGUAUUAAUGGUAUGAUCUAUGUAAAAGGGAAUGAUCAUGAUUACCAGAGAUGGUAUGACGCAGGCAAUACAGAAUGGAGCGUAGAAGAAGUAAGGAGAUGUUUCAAAAAAGCUGAAAGCCUUCAAAACGAAGAACUGCUGAAAAGUCUAACAGCAAGAGAAACUUAUGGUCAUAAUGGACCACUAUUUAUAAAUAAAUUUAACAGUACAUUUAAACCUUAUUUAGAGAAGGUAGUUGAUUCCUGGGACGAAAUUGGUUUUAAAAAAGUUGAAGAUUUAAACACAGAAAAUGUAAUGACUUCUGGAUUUAUUACUGCAACAGCAGCUAAUGGGAUAAGGCAAAGUAUAGAUAGAGCAUAUUUAUUGCCAAUAGCAAACAGAAAAAACUUGAAUAUUCUGAAAAGUACAUUGGUAACAAAAAUUUUGGUAGAUGGCAAUUUAACAGCAAUCGGAGUUGAAGUUGAAAAAUAUGGUAAAAAGAAGACAUUCUAUGCUUCUAAGGAAGUUAUAUUAUGUGCUGGCCCAAUAAGCUCUCCACAGCUACUCAUGUUAUCUGGUAUCGGUCCCGCAGGACAUCUUGAGGCAAACAACAUCACUACUAUCGUGGAGUCACCAAUGGUUGGCCAAAAUCUUAAGGACCAUAAUUUUGUACCAGUAUUUAUAUACGCUGAUGUACCGGACCAACCGAAAGAAUCUGAUACAUUCCUAAGUGUUCUAAGUUAUCUAGCUGAUCGCCAAGGGUCUUUAGCGUUCAGUAAUUUACUAUCAGAUGCUAUAGCAUUAUUCUCAACUGAUAAAAAUCCUAAAUAUGCCAAUUGUCAGAGUCACAUGUCGAUUAUUCCUAAAAAUACGACAACAUUAAAGCAAAGUUUUAUGGGAGCAUUCCGAUAUAAUGAAAGCGUCAUGGAUUCAAUAGUGGAACUGAAUAAGAACCAUGGGAUUUUCUUCUUCCAUUUUAAUCUCCUACACCCUAUCUCAAGUGGAAAUAUAUCCUUGAACUCUAACGACCCAAAAGAUGCUCCACUUAUUUAUCCAAACUACUUUGAAGAUGCAAGAGAUUUGGAAACAGUCGCUAAAGGAGUUAUAAUGUUGACGACAAUUUUGGAGACCAAGUAUUUUAAAUCAAUUAACGCUUUCUUGGGGAGGAUGAAUGUGCCUGCCUGUGAUGAGUUCGAGUUAGAUAGUGUCGAAUAUUGGAAAUGUGUUGCUGUCAACUUGGUUACGACAAUAUUCCAUCCUGUGAGCACUUGUAAGAUGGGGUCUGAUAUAAGUAUGUCCGUAGUGGACAGUCGGUUAAGGGUGCAUGGAGUAAAAAACUUGAGAGUGAUCGAUUCCAGUGUGAUGCCCGAUACUGUCAGCGGUAACACAAAUGGUCCUUCUGUCAUGGUUGGAGAAAGAGGAUCAGAACUUGUUAAAGAAGAUUAUUAUGAGCUUAUUGGUUAUUAAUUGUUA